Molecule: messenger RNA, 2409 nt
Organism: Amoebophrya sp. A25
Lineage: Eukaryota; Dinophyceae; Syndiniales; Amoebophryaceae
Source: the annotation of a GenBank genome assembly
AAAAUAAAAAUACUGUUUUAUUUAUGCUUUUACUCAUACUUCUUCCCACUUCAUCUCUACUUCUAGAAGUACUAGUACACUUACAAUUUCAAUAUUAAAGAAAAAGAAUAAGAAACUCCUUCUUGAUGAUGUUCUUCUUCUUUCUAUUUAUGUUGAUCGCGGACUGAAGGACUACGUAGCGCAGUCAUUGUCAUUGACCCUUCGUGUUUAUCUUUAUCAUAACAUCCAGAAUAAUUGAGUUUACUUCGCUUAUCUUUGUAUAUCUAUAUGCUCAAAAAUGGAGUUUGAUUUCAAUGUCGCGCGAACCCUUGGCCUUUCCGGACACAACGGGAUCGCAUGCCUCUCAGGCGAGCAAGUGGGCCAGGCGGCUGCGGCAUCGGAUAUCAGACACUUGGGUGCACGUCGCCUCGCCCCAAAUGAUCCUUCUUUGAUCAAGAAGCAGCUAUGUGAUCUCAUAGAAUCAGUCGGGCGCGCUAGUCAAGUCGCACAAAAUCUAAGGGCGCCUGUGACGGUACUUCUUUUUUAUGGCAUGAGUCUUGGAGGUUUCCUUUCGCAAUUCGAUUCUAGAAGAACUAGUGAUCAUCUAAUACGGAAAGAGGAUCCCAAUGCUUCGAAUAGGGCUAAGCACAACUUCGGGAUGAGAUCUUUUCUACUUCAGUACAAGAGGAGGUUUUUGAUAUCGGUAUUGCGCGAGUGUUGUUGCACACGAUGAGAAAGAUGAAUUUCUGUUCUUGUUUUCACCUCAAAAAAAAUGAAACAGAAUCUGCUGAAGCUGACGGAGUCUCCGGAUCAGCGUGUGUAUAUUGCUGUGCGCGACCGCAACACUGUCCUGGGUCUGCUCAAGGUCGGGCCGAAGAAACUGUUUGUGCAAAAUCCUGGGAAAUCGUCCGCAGAUCUGUAUGCACGUUCGUCUGCCUCUGGCGCUGUGUCGGAGAUCACGCCUCUUUGUGUGCUGGAUUUCUACGUGCACGAGAGCUCCCAACGCAGAGGCUUUGGAAAGCAGAUGUUCGACUACGUGCUGUGGAAAGAGCGAAAAACACCGGCAAAGUUCGCGUAUGACCGGCCAAGCGCGAAAUUGCUGAGUUUUCUUGGAAAACACUACGACUUGAAGCAAUACACGCCGCAGACCAAUAACUUCGUGGUGUAUCACAAAUAUUUUUCGAGUUCUUCCGGGUCAUCGUCCUCCGCAGCCGCUUCCUCUGGUCGUGGUGGCUCCUCGUCAUCGUCUCCGUGUCCCAUCGAUUUUGACACUUGGGCAAAAAAUUUACCGCCAUCCUCAGGCGGACCCGAGCAUCGGCAACGACGAUCGUCCGGCGAACAAGCUACUUCGGCUUCGCCAGGCUAUAACGGUAGUUCAGCUCAUGCUCAGGAGGACUAUACUGUUAAUCUUAAUGUUGACCAGGAGAAGCUGAUGCAGAUGAAUCCAAUUCCAGUUCAGAAUUCAGUUGCGGCGAAGGUAGUGCGUGAGUUGCAGCCAACACGACUGAAACCGGAUCCUUCGCCAACGGAUUCGAAUGGAGGGCACGGCUCCCCGCGGCGCGCAAGAGAGCACGGUGUGGAUAAAAUGCUGGAGGUACUGAUUUGCAAUAUCAUUUUGUAGAAUGUACUUACUUAGUACUGGCGACCAGAAAUGAAAGUACUAACAGAUGAUGAGUCACUUUGAUGCUCAUCUUGAUGAACGAGGAAGCUUUCGAAGUAGAAGCGCUCGUGACCUAGUGAAAACUUUUUGAUAGUAUCACUUAAUCUUUUUCAACUUCUAAUAGCUACUACAAGUACACCGGUCACCACGAGGUCCCACUUUAUUAUUUGUGUACAUCUUUUCUGCUUCAGCAAGUCUCGUCCGCCGUUCAUCGUCGUUCUGAGCCUGCUAUCGUCCCUGAUGCGGCGGCUCAUUUUCGGUCCGCAAUUCAGGAACAGAAAUAUGUCCUUCCCUCCGGCACUGGCGUGAUCAGUAACAGGGAACGUUCCAUGAUCAACAAUCGGCAGCAUGGAGGUAGGUCUCCGCCUGGUGCAAAUGGUUCGUCUACAUCUACUACAGGAGCUUCCUCAAGCAGUAGGGGGAUGAAUGGCAGUGCACCACUCGUCAGCAAAGGUAGAGGACGCACUUCUAGCGGAGCUUCUCCUCUCGACAAUUCGUCGAAUGGGGAACACUUUACCCGGCCAGCGUAUCUACACUACCGAGAGCGUCAACAAUCAAGUAGUGCUGUCGCGAGUCUCAUCUCCGGUGCGAACCCCAACGCGACGUCGACACGGAGUGGAGCUGGAGCAGGCACACAGGAUAAAAUUCCGGCACGCGGCGCGUCGGGUAACAAAAGCACUGAAAUGCUGCACUCCCAACAUCGGCUGGACGCAGCCAUGCGAGACGUCCACAAGGGAAGCUAUCGUCCAGGCAGGGGAUCUAUUUUCUGA